Molecule: messenger RNA, 693 nt
Organism: Melitaea cinxia (Glanville fritillary)
Lineage: Eukaryota; Metazoa; Arthropoda; Insecta; Lepidoptera; Nymphalidae
Exons: 5
Coding region: 32-646 (204 amino acids)
Source: RefSeq, a predicted model, not a curated record
UAGUUGGAGUCUGCCAGCAACAGCUAGCAAAAUGACAAGAGUACUAUAUUUUAUACUUGGCAUAGCAGGGAUCUUUUCGGCUCCAGUGGAUGAACCAAUCCGUAUCGAUUUACCAGUUUAUGAUAAACCCCGAUCAGCCUCAAAUGUCCUACUAGCUGAACCUAUAGAACCAGAAAAUCAUCCCGGUUCCAGUACGAAGAUUAAAAUAACUGCCACCGGAAAUGUUAAAACGAAUAAAGGACCCCUAUAUAGUAUAUCAAGUAACAAUAUUUCGCCAGAAUAUCCAGCUGUUGGUUCUGUUAAUCACGGUAGUUUCUUUGCUGAUCCCCCUACUAAACUUGAAGGUGCCUUAUUGGAGACUGAAGGAUUUGCGAGCAAAGUAUCAUCAGUUAAAGAGGAUGCGCAAAAUAUCGUAGCGGGAAUUUUCCAGCCAAAACCAAUAGUGGAUACGAUCAGAGAAGAAGAAAAGUAUGGUAAUGAAGGAGACAAAUUUCGAGACGCUGGUCGGGCUAUUGUUGGAGGCGCUGAAAGCUUUUCAAAUUUCUUUAAUACGCUUAUAGAGGUACCAAGUAAAAUAUUAAAAAGCAUCACACGAGCGGCUUCUGAAAAAUUAAAUAAUUUUGGUGGUAAACUAGUCGGUUUAUAGGUACAAGAUAUUUUCAUAAGUUUUAAUUAAAGUGUAUAUAAGCUCAA